This is a messenger RNA of Varanus komodoensis (Komodo dragon), 2844 nucleotides long. RefSeq names its product membrane bound O-acyltransferase domain containing 7 (gene MBOAT7). Gene Ontology annotation, molecular function: lysophospholipid acyltransferase activity. Gene Ontology annotation, biological process: lipid modification; phosphatidylinositol biosynthetic process. Gene Ontology annotation, cellular component: membrane; mitochondria-associated endoplasmic reticulum membrane contact site. The transcript is spliced from 8 exons. NCBI's taxonomy places the organism in Eukaryota, Metazoa, Chordata, Lepidosauria, Squamata, Varanidae. The coding region runs from base 302 to 1720 and encodes 472 amino acids. The record is from RefSeq and is a predicted model, not a curated record.
AAGAAGGGAGCCAAAAAGGCGUUCGCAGCAUCGUCGCUCGUUCUGCGAAGAGGAACCCACGCACUAGAGACAGGAAGCAACGGGAGUGCGCGGUCAAGAUUGGGAAAUACCGCCUCUGCGCGCGCGCGAAGUGCAGGGCUCUGUGCAGGAGACGGACGGAUCCGUUGUUCACCUCCCAAAAUGGAUUUUGCAAGGGGCUGAGCUCUCCCUCCCCCCAUUCCUGGGCUGCCCCCUUUCCAGUUUUCGAUACUCCCCUCGGGACAGCUUGCACGUGGGGAGACGUUCUUUCUAGAAAGCCACAAUGUCACCUGAUGAAGUCAUCUACUUGGCGGUGCUUCUCGUCUCCAUCCCCAUUGGCUUCUUCUUCAAGAAAGGGGGGCUGAAGCUCAAGCAGUAUGGGGGAGCGGCUGUCGGGCUUGCGCUCACGCUGGCCACCUGCCAUAUUCACAUCCUCCACUCACUCAUCACCAUCCUGGGGACAUGGCUUAUUAUCAACAUCCUGCCACGGUCUUGCCACUACCUGACGCUUGCAUGGACCUUUUCCUACCUGCUCUUUUUCCGCACAGUCACCUACUUUGACCUUCCAGAGCCAACACCUUUCUCCAACGCUGUGCAGCUUUUGCUCACUCUCAAGAUGGUGAGCUUAGCCAACGAGGUGCAAGAAUUCAUGCAGGCGAAGAAACAGGAAGUGACAUCAUUUGCCAAGUCUGCCUUGAUUGGCGUGAUCCCCAAAAUGCCCGGACUGGUGGAGAUAUUGUGCUACAGUUAUUGCUAUGUGGGGCUCAUGACAGGCCCGUUUUAUCGCUACCGCACUCACCACGAUUGGCUGAACCAGCCCAAUUCCUUGCUCAUCCCCAGUUGGCAACCGCUACUUUCCAGAUCGAAAAUGAUCCCCAUUUUUGGGGCCCUUUUCCUGCUGGUCUCUCACUACUUCCCCCUCAAUGACGUCCGCAGCGAUGCCUUCUAUGAACGAGGAUUUCUUUUCCGCCUCUUCUACAUGGUUCCCGUUUUCUUUGUCUUCCGCAUGCGCUUCUAUGUCGCUUGGCUGUGUGCCGAAUGUGCCUGCAUCUCUGCAGCCUUCGGUGCUUACCCAGCCAGCGCCAAAUCGCGACCCGGCGGGGGACCCACAGUGGAGUACGAGCCGCUCAGCACCAGAUCAGCCAAUGGGGACGCAUCCAGCAUUGCCUACGAUUAUGAAACAAUCAAGAAUAUUGAUCCCCAUGGCACAGACUUUUGUGUCAAGGUGAAGGAUGGCAUGCGCUAUUGGAACAUGAGUGUCCAGUGGUGGCUGGCACAGUACAUCUACAAAAGCGCCCCCGUCCGCUCCUACGUUAUGAGGAGUGCCUGGACAAUGCUUAUCUCUGCCUACUGGCACGGGAUUCAUCCUGGCUACUACCUCAGCUUCCUGACCAUCCCCCUGUGCCUCGCCUCCGAAGGCGCAAUGGAAAGCGGCCUCUUGAAACACCUCUCCCCUUCUGGCCGUCUCUAUGGCGACUGGGCGCAGUGGUUCCUGAAGAUGAGGGCCUACGAUUACAUGUGCAUGGGUUUUGUGCUGCUCACCUUUGAGGACACGAUUCGCUACUGGAGCUCCAUCUACUACUGCAUCCAUGUGGCAGCACUGGGGUUCUUCCUGCUGGGCAAGAUGCUGGGGGUCCAGAGGGAGCGCGGCUCCCCCAAAGGCAAAGAGGGAGCAGUGGAAAACCCCCAGCGGCGAGAAUGACACGGGCAGUGCAAAGUCAGCAGAAGCCCUGUGGUGCUGGCUACUUCUGUAGUCCCUGAAACCUGGGGACCAUCCUUGUCAUUUUUGAUAUGUUUCAUUACUGAAACCAGAAUCCAGGAUCUGGGAGUGGGACCUCCAGAUUCUAAUUCUUCACCUGUGCCCAGACCAGAGGUCUUAUGAACCCUCACGAUACUGAUAAGUCACUCCCCACCAGUUUAUCCUCAGGGGAGAAAAACCCAAACAUGUUAACUUUUAAAUCCUUCCCCGGCCGAUUUCCCAUCCAGCUUCCAUUUUGCUCCCAGAAGCUCACAAGUCUAAUUCAUAGCAUCUUGCUACUCUUAAGCUUGUUUCUCUUCCUACCACCCACCCCAAAUAUAAAAUUGCAGUAAUCUUACAGAAAAACUGGGAUUUUGCAAUAAAGAGCUGAUCUCUCUUACUUGUCAGCUUCCAACAAGUUCCUGGCUGGCAAUUGUUUUAAAAAAGCCAGAGUUGUAGCCCUUUAAAUUACAUGGAUUUUUUGCAUAAGGAGGGGUUGCUUCUGGCUGGUAGGAAGACAGUUGGAUGAAAAUUGUGUGAAAAAGCCAGGGUACUCGACCGUGUAUUCGGGCACACAAAAACAGCCCAUCACCAAGUCCUGGAUCAGUGCACUGCCCUCGCCACACACAUACCCCACGUGUGCGUGAGAUUCAGGGAGAUGAAAGGCCCUUCUGGACCUGGGAACUGGCACAGAAAAGGAAUGAUGCAACUUAUGAAGCAGUGAAGUGAUGUUCCACACACAGAGACUGCAACUUUUAAACAUUUUAGAUGCUUCAGGGAUGGACAUCAGUUAUAGGAAACUGAUUCAAAGUCAGUAUAUCAUCCAUGACAUUUGUGUUAAUAGACAGCAAAAUCCUCUUUUAGGACACACAGUCUCUAGUCUUAGAGGCCUCAAAAAAAAAGGGGGGGUUAUAUUGCAGAACCCAAAAACGAUUGUAAUUUUGCCUGCCUCAAGCUCUUCAUCCCCUAAGGAAGGUGUGUCAUGAAACAGCUUGUUUAUAAACAUUCUUUUUAGUUUAGUCUGCUGUAGCAUUACUGGAAAGCCUGACUGGAGAAAUAAAAGUUUGUGUUUUGUUUUGUUUUUUUAA